GAUGCGAGAGGCCCCCGGGCCCGAGGACCCGGAGCCGGGCUGCGAGGCUCCGUGCGCGGCGGCGUGCCACGCGCAGCGCGUCCUGCAGACCCUCAACGCAUACCGGCGGAGCGGCACCCUCACCGACGUGGUGCUGCGCGCCGGGGGCCGCGACUUCCCGUGUCACCGCGCCGCGCUCAGCGCAGGCAGCACCUACUUCCGCGGUUUGUUCGCCGCCGGCCGGCCGGAACGCGGCCUGGCGGUGGUGUCGGUGGUGCCUGAGUCCCGGAGCUCGGGGCCGACGGCGGCGGCGGCGCUGGCGGUGGUACUGGACUACGUGUACGGCGCGGGCGUGCGGCUGCGCGCCGAGGACGAGGCGGCCGCGGUGCUGGCGCUGGCGGAGCGGCUGGGCGUGGCGGGGCUGCGCGAGGCGUGCGCGCGCUUCCUCGAGGGCCGCCUGCGCGCCGCCAACAGCCUGGCGCUGCGCCGGGUGGCCGCCGCCUUCUCGCUCGCUCCGCUGGCCGAGCGCUGCGGCCGCGUGCUGCGCCAGGCGUUCGCCGAGGUGGCGCGCCACGCCGACUUCCUGGAGCUGACCCCCGACGAGCUGGCGACGCUGUUGGCCGACCCCGCUCUGGGUGUGGCGCGCGAGGAGGCCGUGUUCGAGGCGGCCAUGCGCUGGGUGCGCCACGACGCGCCGGCCCGCCGCGGGCAGCUGCGGCGCCUGCUGGAGCACGUGCGCCUGCCGCUGCUGGCGCCCGCCUACUUCCUGGAGAAGGUGGAGGCGGAUGAGCUGCUGAGGGCCUGCGGCGAGUGCCGGCCGCUGCUGCUCGAGGCCCGCGCCUGCUUCAUCCUGGGCCGUGAGGCCGGCGCGCUGCGGGCCCGGCCGCGGAGAUUCAUGGACCUAGCUGAAGUGAUCGUUGUCGUCGGCGGUUGUGACCGAAAGGGUCUCCUGAAGCUGCCUUUUGCUGAUGCCUACCACCCGGAGAGCCAAUGCUGGACCCCGCUGCCCAGCUUGCCUGGCUACACUCGCUCAGAGUUCGCUACCUGUGCUCUUCGAAAUGACAUCUACGUUUCUGGAGGCCACAUCAACAGCCGCGAUGUGUGGAUGUUUAGCUCCCACCUGCAUACCUGGAUCAAGGUAGCUUCCAUGCUCAAGGGCAGGUGGAGACACAAGAUGGUAGCCUUGCAGGGGCAGCUGUUCGCGGUGGGCGGCUUUGACGGCUUGCGGCGUUUGUGCAGCGUGGAGCGCUACGACCCCUUCUCCAACACGUGGGUGGCCGUCGCCCCCCUGCCCACGGCCGUGAGCUCGGCGGCGGUGGCGCCCUGCGCGGGCCGGCUCUACGUGAUCGCGGGCGCUGGGCAGGACGGCCUCAACACCAACACGGUGCAGUGUCUGGACCCCAAAGAGGACCAGUGGAGCCUGCGGUCACCGGCGCCCUUCUCACUGCGGUGUCUUGAGGCUGUCUCCCUUGAGGACACCAUCUAUGUAGUGGGAGGCCUCAUGAGCAAAAUCUUCACCUAUGACCCUGACACAGAUGUCUGGGGGGAGGUGGCUGUCCUCCCCAGGCCUGUGGAGAGCUGUGGAGUGACAGUGUGCGAUGGGAAGGUCCACAUCCUUGGUGGGAGAGAUGAUCGUGGGGAAAGCACUGACAGGGUCUUCACCUUUGACCCCAGUAGUGGGCAGGUGGAGGCCCAGCCACCCCUGCAGCGCUGCACCAGCUCCCAUGGAUGUGUCACCAUCAUCCAGAGCCUGGACAGGUGACUCAGAUGAACAGCCUGAGUUGGAGGUAGAGGCAGAACUCAGGCACAGCACUGCUCCCCUCCUGGCACCUCCAUGUAAAUAGUUCUUUAAUUUAUUGUCCCUUUUUCUUAUAAAUAAAACUUUGUU
Molecule: messenger RNA, 1867 nt
Organism: Dipodomys spectabilis (banner-tailed kangaroo rat)
Lineage: Eukaryota; Metazoa; Chordata; Mammalia; Rodentia; Heteromyidae
Gene: Klhl35
Product: kelch like family member 35
Exons: 6
Coding region: 2-1741 (579 amino acids)
Molecular function (GO): protein binding
Source: RefSeq, a predicted model, not a curated record